Polyodon spathula (Mississippi paddlefish) is the source of this 4122-nucleotide messenger RNA. Its product is annotated as keratinocyte-associated protein 3. The transcript is spliced from 7 exons. The record is from RefSeq and is a predicted model, not a curated record. Lineage: Eukaryota; Metazoa; Chordata; Actinopteri; Acipenseriformes; Polyodontidae. The coding region runs from base 309 to 989 and encodes 226 amino acids.
ACGUAAUCAGAGACUCGCUUUAGAUUCCUUGCGAGGAGAAAGGAAAAUAGAAAGUAAGACGUAUAAAACUUUGCGUUCUUUUUUUUUUUUUUUUUAAACACAUAUUUCAUUUUGUACCAGGAUUUGGGGAAUUAGUAUGAUGUGUGGUUUCGGUAAGUGUGCUAUGCAUUACUAGUUUUCGUUUUAAAAACAUAAGAGUGAAAUAAAUGUUUGCUCCUGGUAGAUGACUUUGGGCCGAGAUUUUUUAAGCAGAAAAUUAUAUCCCGAUAAAGUUUUUUAUGUAACAUUUAAACAGCAUGUGAAAAGUUAUGGAUAGACAGAAAGGUCCUCGCCAGCUGAUGAGAAAAGGGCUCACACUGAUUUUUGUGGGACACAUAAACUUCAUUUUUGGGGCUAUAGUCCAUGGCAGUGUGCUGCGUCACGUUUCUAAACCAAAUGACCAGCUCACCACAACCUACUCUGCUGCCAAUAUCAUCUCGGUGGUUUCUGGAUUGCUGAGCAUUACUACAGGGAUUACAGCUAUCCUUGUAUCCAGAAACCUAUCUAAUGGAAAAUUGCAUGUGAGUCUGCUGAUUAUGUCUUGCUUAAAUGCAUUGCUGUCAAUGGCGUGUUGUGUUGGGCUCCUCCUGGCCAUUUCAUUGACUAUCUUGGACAAAGGGAGGAACCUGAUAGUUGGCUGCAAUUCCACGGUGCUGCCUGCUGAUGGCAGAGCCUCCACACACAAUAACUGCCCCUUCGAUACUACACGCAUCUAUGACACCACUCUGGCACUCUGGUUUCCCAGCAUGCUUAUGGCUGCCUUGGAGACAGCCCUAUCUGUGCGCUUCUUCAUUGUGGGUAUGAUCCUCCGUGGAGUUGGGCCCUGUGGCCAGACCUACAUCAGAGAGCGGCUGGAGGAAGAGGAGGCAGCAGCAGCCAGGGAGGGUACAGACAAGGAUCACAUACCUGAGAUCCACCAGCUCCUCCAACCCAGCGGGGCAUCUGUAUAAGGUUUUGCACGCUUGAGCCCAUUGUGAGGAAAUAAGAUGAUAUGAACUGACUGCAUGACACUGAAAAGCAAAAGCCUGUGAAGUUCGAGAUCAUGCCAAUUAACAAAACUUUCGAUAAUGCACUCAAUCUUUUCUGUGUAGUUGACGUGAUGUCAAAAGAUGUAUUUUAAUUGAUGCAUAAGUAGUGUGGUUUUUUUGUUUUUUUUUUUAAAUAUAAAGAGACUUGUGUGAAAGCUCAGCAGUGAGAUUGACACACUGAGAUCUAUGAUGGCUGGCAACCUCUAAGGUUAUUCUUUGAACCCUGUAUUUCCACGUAGUUAUGGGUAAUUGUUAAUCAACAGCAGUAAUUUUACAAUUUGAUAAUCUUUUAUUCAUAGUUAAUGUUUCUAAUUUAAAAAAAAAAAAUAAAAAAUUAAAUCGGAAUUCCUUUUUUUAAACUCAUCUUAAGGGAGGAUUUACAUGUGAAAUCCCCAAACUUUUGUAUUUGUAAUUCUUUACAAUUUUUAUUAAAGAAUAAUAAAUGCUAAAAAAAAUUGUAUGUGUUUAACAAGAUGUAGAAAUAUAAGUUAACAAAAUGUAUAUGAAAGUGAAAUUAAUGAAGUGUGAUUUAAAUAGUUUUUGUUCUGUAUUACUGUUCAUGUGUUAACAGAGAAAUGAGGGGGCACAAGAUUUAUGCCUAUUUUUCAUAAUUUCAGUACAUAAUAAUAAUGUGAGAAAUGUCCUGGGAGGCAGUAUGGACACAAAACACUGGCAAAGCCAUCUGCAUCUUGAAGCGAAUCUGACUGUACUGCAUACAAAGAGAUUGUCUUUGAUGCUAUGCCUUGACUGCACUAUGUGAUAAACCUGGUGGUAAAAUUCAUCAAGGGCCUAAUUAUCUGGAGCAGCAUUCAAACCUAUUUCUUCUUGUCCAAUAAAGCACCAUCUCUGAAAAUGGCUUUUCUAGUGAGGAUUACUUCAGCAGGACAAGUAAAUGGUCAGAGAGUUUCGCCUCCUGGAAUCUCUCACCUUCCUAGACUUUUUCCUUGCCACGUGUCUGAGGAGAGCCAGAAAUGUCAUCUUCUGGAUGUGAAAAGGGCUUACAACAUCACUAGGAACAAGAAGUUUGGACCAUCAUGCCAACUCUGUUUCUUGGUCUCCCAAGAAAAACCAGCUGCAUCUGGAGAAGUGAAUCUGACUGCACUGCACACAGAGACUACAUCUUGGAUGUUAUGCCUGGACUGCACUAUGUGAUCAACCUGGUGGUAAAAUUAAUGUGAUAAAAAUGUGUCUAAGUAUCUCUAUAAGGGGUGAUUGUACUCUGUUUUAGGCACACUGCUACACAGACUACUAAUAUCUCAAACCAUUUAACCUGGCAACUUUAUUUUUUUACAGUGACAAAGCCUUGUACUCAGAACCGUUUGAGGUAUUGAUUUCAUGUUAGCCAUAUUAUAUAAACCCUUCAUGUUAAAUGUGUUUCUAAAAUGGAAAUGUACCUCCUGAUUUUAAUAUAGCUGCCAUUUAAGUCAUGUGACUUUUUUGAAAAACAGCUGCAUAGAAUUCUUAAUGCCUGGUACACAGCUGUCUUUGAUUUUUUUAAAUAACCCUUUCACUACUGCAUGCUUUAAGCCAGUGAUACAGACUGCAAUCUUUGACAUGGGGUCUGUGUAGUUGGAACCCAGUUGUAAAUAUUUAAUUCUUAAUCCCAGAAAACAAAUCUGCCCAGAUGCAGUUUGAUUUUAAUAUUUGUAUUUCCGGUCCUUUUUUUAACAUAAUGACCAGGGCUGGUCUCACAAAAGAAGUCGGCACACAUAACUAAUCUGCUCCCCCCCAGUCUGUUCUAAAGCAGAGUCUCCCUCUGACUUUCAUGCCCUCACUGUAGCACUCGGUUGCCGGUUUGGCACUGUAGAAUCAGAUGGACUCGUAGCAAGACUUGCAAGCCGAUGCAUUUAGAUGAAUAAAAGCUUAGUGUGCUUCCUGAGAUGAUCUUGUGGUGAGGUGUACGGAGUCUGGGCAGCUUCUGCAAAGGACAGAAGCGCUGGCAGAUGGUGGUCUCCCAAACUCUCCCGGAGACAGUGCUACAGGCUGUGCACGGAGGUCCUGACCAAGACCCUGUGCCACCUGCUGGAGCAUUUCUAUGAAGGCAGUGGCGGCAGGAUGUUGAGACCUUCUGCCAUUGUUGCGACGCUUGCACAGGCAAGAAGGGCGCCCCCUAGGGUAUUCCCAUGACCCACUCCAGUAGUCCCCGGUGGGGGCACCGUUGGAGUGUGUUGCAGUGGAUAUAACUGGCCGAUUUUCACAUUUCAAGACAGGCAUCUGGUUUGUCCUCGUGGCCGUGGAUUAAUUCACGAAAUCGCCCGAGGCUUAUGCCGUCCCGGAUCAGAGUGCAACCACAUACACCACGCACUCUUGGAUGGCAUGUUCAGCGAGUUCGAGGUGCCAGAGAAUCUGUUCAAGUGAUCAGGGGUCAAAUUUUGAGUUGCAGGUGUUUUGAUGAGGUGUGUCAGUGGUUGGGAAUCCACCCAGACCACCCCACUUCCCAAGCUGGCCAGCCACUGGGAGGAACCUUACAAGGUUUUGGAGUGCCUCUGAGGUGGUUAAGCAGGGUAAGGCUCCGGAUCAGGGGCCAGGUAGUUGCCCUGCACUGUGACUGCCUGGCCCUCUACCCCGCCAGGAUGGACUUCAACUCCCUACAAGCAAUAGUUAAUCAAACUCUGGCACACCAAAGCAGGUGACCCAAACAAAGGGGGAGCCAGGGCUCUGGGCCCGGGAUCAGACUAGUCACCUUCAGCCCUAACCUCGACGGAGCACGCGCAAUAGUUACUCACCUCUCUGGCUGCAGGACUGUGUUCGGGACUAAGGGGGCCAAUGCAAUGUUUGGACUUAGGUAGGGGCAGUAUAGCGAAAGAUUUUAGGAAGCGGGAGGUAUUAUUUGCAGGGGGUUAUUAGGGUUUUAUAGUGUUCUUUAAUUGCAUGUGUGUUUUGUGUUUUUUGUUUUGUUAAUGUCGCUCUAUGUUGGUCACCAUAGGUACCUUUUUGUGUUCCUUUCCAGCCCUGAUGGUUGCUUGUGUCCUUCCCUUAAGUUACUGUACAUUGUUAAUGUUUGUAAGGGUUACAGUCUCUGCCCACUUUGGGUCUUAAUAAAAGUGUUAAAAGA